Molecule: messenger RNA, 858 nt
Organism: Cottoperca gobio
Lineage: Eukaryota; Metazoa; Chordata; Actinopteri; Perciformes; Bovichtidae
Product: gelsolin-like
Exons: 9
Coding region: 1-858 (285 amino acids)
Biological process (GO): barbed-end actin filament capping; actin polymerization or depolymerization; central nervous system development
Cellular component (GO): actin cytoskeleton; cytoplasm
Molecular function (GO): actin filament binding; phosphatidylinositol-4,5-bisphosphate binding
Source: RefSeq, a predicted model, not a curated record
AUGAGUAAAAGGCAGGGAGCAGAGUCUAGCCAGGAUGAGGUCGGAGUGUCGGCCCUCUUGACUAUCCAACUGGAUGAAGAGCUGGGCGGGGGGGCUGUUCAGGUGCGUGUGGUUCAGGGCAAAGAGCCCGCCCACCUCAUGAGCCUGUUUGGGGGCAAACCAAUGGUGGUGUACAAGGGUGGGACUUCCAGAGGGGGCGUACAAUCAGAGGUGGCAGAUACCCGUCUGUUCCAGGUUCGAGCCAAUCAAGCAGGAGACUCGAGGGCUGUGGAGGUGGAGCCGUCCUCCUCCAGUCUGAACUCCAGUGAUGUCUUCCUGCUGGUUUCCUCCUCUACAUCCUGGAUGUGGAGAGGGGGGAGCAGCAGCUCAGCUGAAGCAAAGGGAGCUGUGCACCUUGCUAGGUUACUGCAGGUGACCCCCACCUCGCUGGCGGAGGGGGAGGUAGAAGAUGCAUUCUGGGAUGGUUUGGGGGGUCAGGAGGACUGUCGAAUCCCCCGGCUGAAGAACAAUAUGGAUGCUCAUCCUCCUCGUCUGUUCGCCUGCUCCAACAAGACUGGAACCUUCCUGGUGGUUGCUAGGUUUUUGAUGGAGGAGGUUCCAGGUGAGUUGAUGCAGGAUGACCUCGCUCCUGAUGAUGUCAUGAUCUUGGAUACCUGGGACCAGGUUUUUGUUUGGAUCGGAAACGAGGCUCGAGAGGAGGAGAAGAUGGAAGCAGCGACGUCAGCUGUCAGGUACCUGGAGAGUGACCCUGCCAACAGAGACCCUCGGAUCCCGAUCGUGACUGUGAAACUGGGAUUUGAACCACCAACCUUUACUGGCUGGUUCCUGGGAUGGAACAAUGAGUACUGGACCGAGUGA